GAUUGUAUUUCAAUAUCAAAGCCACCAAACACAUCUUCUUUUCCCAGUAUGGAGUUCUCAAAGGCUUUCCUAACUAUUUUCGCUCUUCAAGCUCUCCUAAUCACCUCAGCUAAACACUUAACUGCCCCUGCAACCUCAGAUAUCUUCCGCGAAUACAUUGGUGCAGAGUUCAAUAACAUAAAAUUCUCAGAUGUACCAAUAAACCCCAACGUGGAGUUUCACUUUAUCCUUGCUUUUGCCAUCGAUUAUACCACUUCUUCGUCUCCUUCUCCUACCAAUGGAAAAUUCAAUAUAUUCUGGGACAACGAUAAUCUCAGUGCUUCCAAAGUCUCCGCAAUCAAGAAAAAGCAUUCAAAUGUAAAAGUAGCACUAAGCUUAGGUGGUGAUAGCGUUGGAGGAGGAAGCGCUUACUUUAGUCCAUCUUCCGUGGAUUCAUGGGUUUCAAAUGCCAUAUCUUCACUCACAAACAUCAUCCAAGAGUAUAAUCUAGAUGGCAUUGAUAUCGAUUAUGAACAUUUCCAAGGAGAUCCUGACACAUUUGCAGAAUGUAUUGGACAGCUCAUAACCGCCCUUAAGAAGAAUGGUGUCAUUUCUUUCGCUUCCAUAGCACCAUACGACGAUGAUGAGGUUCAAAGCCAUUACCUGGCUCUUUGGAAGAGUUAUGGUCAUCUCAUCGACUACGUGAACUUUCAAUUCUAUGCAUACGACGCAGGAACAACUGUUUCUCAAUUUAUGAAUUAUUUUGAGACUCAGACAUCGAAAUACAACGGAGGGAAGGUGUUGGCUAGCUUUAGUACUGAUGGAAGUGGAGGUUUGUCUCCAGAAAAUGGCUUCUUCACUGCAUGCCAAAGGCUCAAAAGCAAGAAAGAACUUCAUGGUAUAUUUAUAUGGUCUGCUGAUGAUUCUAUGUCAAGAGGAUUCCCCUAUGAGAAGCAAUCACAAGCACUAUUAGCAAUCUCUCACUAGUGUUAAGUUAUCAGUAUGAUCUUUUUCUGUGUAUGAUCUUUUGCUGUGUUUUUAUCUUUCAUCUAUCAAUAUACUUUCACCUAUAGAUA
Messenger RNA from Daucus carota subsp. sativus, 1055 nucleotides. Its product is annotated as chitinase 2. Gene Ontology annotation, molecular function: hydrolase activity, hydrolyzing O-glycosyl compounds. NCBI's taxonomy places the organism in Eukaryota, Viridiplantae, Streptophyta, Magnoliopsida, Apiales, Apiaceae. Gene Ontology annotation, biological process: carbohydrate metabolic process. The record is from RefSeq and is a predicted model, not a curated record. The transcript has a single exon. The coding region runs from base 49 to 966 and encodes 305 amino acids.